AUGGCUACCUUAAACCACACUGGUAUUAGCCACACAGUCUUCUAUUUGCUGGGCAUCCCUGGGCUAGAGGAGCAGCACGUGUGGAUAUCCAUCCCCUUCUUCAUUUCCUAUGUCAUCGCCCUGCUUGGGAACAGCCUGCUCAUCGGCAUUAUUCUCACAAAGCGCAGCCUCCUUGAACCCAUGUACCUCUUCCUUUGCAUGCUGGCCGGAGCAGACAUUGUCCUCUCCACGUGCACAGUACCUCAGGCCUUGGCCAUCUUCUGGUUCCAUGCUGGGGAGAUCUCCCUGGAUCGCUGCAUCACUCAGGUAUUCUUUCUCACUUCCACUUUCGUCUGUGAGUCGGGAAUCUUGCUGGUGAUGGCAUUUGAUAGUUACAUUGCCAUAUGCUACCCACUGAGAUACAUCACUAUUCUUACACGUUCACUAAUUGGGAAAAUCGGUGUGACCAUCUUUCUGAGAAGUUAUGGUACAAUUUUCCCUACAAUAUUUCUUUUGAAAAGAUUAACUUUCUGUGGAAGUAACAUCCUCCCAAACACAGCGUGUAAGCAUAUUGUCUUGGCCCAUGCUUCCUGUAAUGACAUACGAGUAAACAUCUGGUAUGGGCUUUUUGUCCUAAUGUCAACAUUGGUCUUAGACAUCGUGCUAAUUUUUAUUUCAUAUGUGCUGAUUCUCCAUGCUGUCUUCCACAUCCCAUCUCGAGAUGCUCGCCACAAAGCUCUCAACACAUGUGGCUCCCAUGUCUUCAUCAUUUUCCUCUUUUAUGCACCUGGUAUCUUCUCUGUCCUCAUGCAGCGAUUUGGACGCCAUGUCUCACCCCACAUCCAUGUCCUGCUGGCCAAUGUCUAUAAUCUGGCUCCACCUAUGAUGAAUCCCAUCAUUUACGGAAUCAGGACUAAACAGAUCCGGGACCAGGCGGCUCAUGUGUUUAGAAUACAGAAAUAA
Messenger RNA from Hyaena hyaena (striped hyena), 942 nucleotides. RefSeq names its product olfactory receptor 52B4-like. Gene Ontology annotation, molecular function: olfactory receptor activity; G protein-coupled receptor activity. Gene Ontology annotation, cellular component: membrane. The coding region runs from base 1 to 942 and encodes 313 amino acids. The transcript has a single exon. NCBI's taxonomy places the organism in Eukaryota, Metazoa, Chordata, Mammalia, Carnivora, Hyaenidae. Gene Ontology annotation, biological process: G protein-coupled receptor signaling pathway. The record is from RefSeq and is a predicted model, not a curated record.